This is a messenger RNA of Durusdinium trenchii, 2138 nucleotides long. The record is from the annotation of a GenBank genome assembly. Lineage: Eukaryota; Dinophyceae; Suessiales; Symbiodiniaceae.
CGACGGUGUGAACUGAUCCUUUCGAUUUGACUCACCAGUGCUUCCUCUCCUGUGACGCCAUGCGGGAAGAGCUCAGCCGGAGCACGGUGGUGGGCGGGGUCCGUGUGGAUGCGGCCAUUCAGCAGGUGGAGGAUGAGCUUUCCAAGUGGCAGUGCAACAAGUAUACUCACAUCACUCGGGCGGUGCAAAUGCUCGAGCAGAAGGUCAUUAAGCUGGAGACGAUUUUCAGUCGCCCGGCACAAGAUUGUCCGGUGCCGGUGGCUGUGGUCUUCGUGUACUUCCACUUGGACACCUCCACCGGCGCCUUGACCUACCAGUUCGAGGAGGAGAACGUUCAACAUGAGGUGAGCGGACAAAGCUUAGCUCCUGGGAUGUACGAAUGCUGGCUCGACCGCAUCAUCGGGGACAAGUUGCAGGUGCGGCAGCUCCACGAUUUGGCGACCUCCUUCGAACAGACUCGCCUGGUUCCACCUCCACACAUUGAAGAAGCGGAGGUCACAGUGGAGGACGCAAGCGGGCCACAUGCGCCCGGCCACGUGGCCGCUGAUGUGGCCGCUGUUCCCAGCGCUGGAGCCGGUGUACCAGUUGCUCCCGCGGAGGAUCCAGCGGUGGAGCUGGAUUUGAGCACCUUGUUGGCCAACAUCUUUGAUGCGGCGGACGAGGAGAAUGAGCUCGAGCUCCGACACAAGGAGGUCGCUGAUCUGCUCUAUGCCACACCCUUGGGGUUGACGGAUUGGGACAUCAAGUUGCUUUUGACCAGAGCGACAGAGUUCGAGACCGGAAGGAUCGAGUACCAGCCCUUCGUGUCGGCGGCGCCGGAGAUCAUCGAGGGGCUCCGGCAGCGGCGCAGUGCCUUUGAGAGCCGGAAGGUCGCGGAUGCCGCGCCGGUGACCAUGGAGGCCAUCGAGCUCUGCUUCGGUGAGGAGAUCGAGGAAGUGGCGAGGACCAUGCGAGAAGCGUUUGGACAGCACGACCCGGCCAGCCAGGGGACGCUGACGCGGCACGAGUUUCGAUCCUGCUUGAUGUCCAAGAUGGAACGGCUCUCGCUGCAAGAGGUGCAGAUGCUGAUGCAGAUGUGCCGAGAAGAUGAACAGGGCAAUGUCUUAGUCUAUGAGGAAUUCCCCAUGCUCUUGCAACAGCUGCGCAUUGAUGCCUUGCACAAUGCCCUGGUGGAGACGGACGUGGGCGCCCUGAGGAUUCAUCUCAUUCUCUUGGCCCGACGCAUGGGUUUGCCCAGCGACAACAUUUUGCCGGUUUGGGACCUCCGGAAGAUCCUCUUGGCAGCAGACCAGCUCUGCUUGUCACGAAUGCAAAUCCAUGUGAUCCUGAGCAUCGUCCAUCCGGAUGAGCAUGGGGAUGUGGAAUUUGGCUACUUCUUGCGGGUUUGCUGCACGGUGAUCCCAUGGAUGUUCGACACCAACGCCUUCGCGGAAAAGGCGGCGACGAUCGCCAAGGAGAAGGCGGAUGCGCUGGCGAAGCAGGAGUUGGAAGAGCUCCAAGGCUUAAGCAGCAGCUUAGCCAACAAGAAACGGGGUAUGGACGAGGAGGAUCAAGAGGAUCAGCAACAGAACGCACCUGACCGGGACGCCGUGGAGAAGAGUUUGAUCCACGUGGGAACCCAGGCGGAUGAUAAGCAUCGGAAUCCGCCCACCUUGGAGGUGAGGAAAUUCUUGGAGGCCAUGAAGCAGGAGUCCGAGAAGUGCCAGCUCAGCGAGGCCGAGCUCCGCGGCUUCGUCGCCGAGGCGGAGAUCGACGCCGGCGGCGACGUGGCCUACGUGGACCACAUCAAGACCUGGGUGCCCAUCCUCUUUGAGCUCAGGAAGUCCAUCAUCUACGAUGGCAUCCUGGCCAUGGAGUGGGGCCCCACCAGCGAGGAGCUGGUGAAUUUGUCCGCCUACGAGGCGCAGUUUCCACUCCAUGCGCCGGGAGCGGAGACUGGAGAGGAUCGGAAGAAGAGGAGCGGCAAGCCCAAUAGUCGCAGCAGCAGCCGCACGGGCCGCUCCGAAAGCCAAAGCUCGUUGGGUUCCGCCCGCAGCCGCAGUGGCUCCCGCGGCUCGCGGGCCUCUCGACGGUAGUUGCUGUCGAAGAGCGGCAGCCAAGUGGACCAUGGAGGGUCAAACAGUGGAGCCAUGGUGCAG